AUGGAUUCGAAAGAUCUGAAGGUGGAGCAACCACCUGCUGCGGAGAAGGAUGUCUCUCUCGGAGAGGUCCUUGAUAUCGGAGCUGAUCUAUAUGUUGAGGCUGAUCAAUUGUCGACCGAGGAGUUGGAGAGUGAGGGAGCGAAGGUGCUGCGAAUUCUGGACUGGAGAAUCAUGCCGAUUCUAUACGUGACUUAUGUGAUACAAUUUCUUGACAAACUAUCGCUCAACUAUGCUUCGGCAUACUCGCUCAUUCCUGAUCUUGGCCUGGAGGGCCAGCGUUACUCUUGGGUAGCAGCCAUCUUCAACUUCGGAUACCUUUUCUGGGCCAUACCAGCAAACCUACUUAUUCAGAAAUUACCCGUCGCUAAGUACAUGGGAGGCAUGCUUCUUAUGUGGAGUAUCAUCGUGAUCGCGCAUAUUGGGGCGAAGAACUAUGCAGGUAUUUUGGUGUUGAGAUUCCUGUUGGGGAUGGCCGAGGCUGGAGUUAGUCCGUGCAUGAUGGUCAUAACAUCUAUGUUCUAUAAGCGCUCCGAACAGCCUCUCCGCAUGGCUAUCUGGUUGAGUGCCAACGGAAUGGCGACUAUGGUAGGAGCAUUACUUGGCUUCGGUCUCGGACACUCCCACAACACCGCUCUCCAUAGCUGGCAGCUCAUUUUCCUGACAAUUGGACUUCUUAACUUUGUUUGCGGAGGCGUAUUCCUCGCGCUCAUGCCUGACUCGCCUGCCUCUGCACGCUUCCUGACCCAUCGCCAGCGGGUUGUAGCCGUCAGGCGAGUCGCGGAGAAUAUGAUCGGCGUGAAGACUCGACAGAUCAAACUGGGACAAGCUGUGGAGAACCUUUACGAUAUCAAAAUCCUUUGCUGUGCAGGUAUCGGUAUUGCUUGCGGAGUCAUCAACGGCGGAGUUUCGAACUUCGCUUCGUCGCUGAUCAAAGGCUUUGGAUUCAGCGGAAUCUAUGCUACGCUUCUUCAACUACCGACGGGUGCCAUUGAGGCCAUAAUAGUCCCAAUCUGUGGUCUUGUCGCAACAUAUGUUCCAAAUUCACGUUGCAUCGUCCUCGCUGUUGUUAGUGUCAUUCCAUUUGCCGGGCUGCUGGGCAUCCGAUUUACAAGCCUUGACCACCGAUGGACGCUCGUUGGAUGCACCUGGCUACAGUAUAUUAUUGGCGCUCCCGUCAUUGUAUCCUGGAAUCUACUAUCUACCAAUGUGGCAGGCCACACCAAGCGAGCCGUCGCUAAUGGUAUAUGGUUCACACUAUAUGCCGCGGGGAAUGUCGCUGGAGCAAAUAUUUUCUUCUCCCGUGAAGCUCCAAGAUACUACUCUGCAUUGACAGGGUUGUUGGUUUGCUAUGCAGGAAUCAUAGUUCUAUCAGGUAUGGCGUACAUGGCUAUGCUAUGGGAGAAUAAGCGAAGGGAUGCAGCAGCGGCUGCGGCCGGGGAGGGUACAAGCUUCAACGAAACCCAUUCCCAAGCCAUUCUGGAUGGAUUCAAGGAUAUGACCGAUAUGGAGUCUAAGCAUUUUAGAUAUGCACUUUAA
Penicillium cataractarum is the source of this 1536-nucleotide messenger RNA. RefSeq names its product putative MFS allantoate transporter. Lineage: Eukaryota; Fungi; Ascomycota; Eurotiomycetes; Eurotiales; Aspergillaceae. The transcript has 4 exons. Gene Ontology annotation, cellular component: membrane. Gene Ontology annotation, molecular function: transmembrane transporter activity. Gene Ontology annotation, biological process: transmembrane transport. The coding region runs from base 1 to 1536 and encodes 511 amino acids. The record is from RefSeq and is a predicted model, not a curated record.